CCGUCUCUCUCUCUCUCUCGAGGCCUGGCUGCUUCCGACUUCUAGGGUUAGGGUUUCUCCGAGUCAAACGAGAUCCCCAAACUCUCUCCGUAUCUCACAUUUAACAAAUUCCGACAUCUUUGAUACGAUGCAGCCUGCUCCUGGUGUUGCCCCUCACAACAUGCCUCACCAGGCCCCUCAGUAUCAGCAACAGCAAACUCCUUACAUGAUGAUGCCCCCUCAGCCGCCUCAAACGCAGCCUGUCCCUCAGAUGUGGCCUCAACAGCCGCAGACCGCCUCGCCACAGGGCCAACCGCCUCAGCCAGCUAGCGGCGAUGAGGUCCGUACGCUCUGGAUCGGAGACUUGCAAUACUGGAUGGACGAGAACGCUCUUUUUAAUUGCUUUGCUCAUACAGGCGAGAUAUCCUCCGUGAAAGUCAUUCGGAACAAGCAAACUGGACAGUCCGAGGGUUACGGAUUUAUUGAGUUCUUAACACGCCCAGCUGCAGAAAGAGUACUUCAAACGUAUAAUGGCACCCCGAUGCCCAUCGGGGCACAAAAUUUCAGAUUGAACUGGGCAUCAGCAGGGGAGAAGCGACAAGAUGACUCUCCUGAAUAUACAAUUUUUGUAGGGGAUUUGGCUGGUGAUGUUACUGAUUACGUGCUUCAAGAGACAUUCAGGGCUCGUUAUACAUCCGUAAAGGGUGCCAAGGUUGUGAUCGACAGGCUCACUGGACGCACUAAAGGUUAUGGGUUUGUGAAGUUCGGAGACGAGACUGAACAAAUGAGGGCGAUGACUGAGAUGAAUGGUGUUAUCUGUUCAUCUAGGCCUAUGCGAAUUGGACCUGCGGCUAACAAGAACACUUCUGGUACUCAGCAAUAUGCGAAAACUUCAUACCAGAAUCCUCAAGGGUCUCAGAAUGAGAACGAUCCAAAUAAUACAACUAUAUUUGUGGGAAAUUUGGAUUCUAACGUCACUGAUGAACAUCUUAGACAAGUAUUCAGUCAGUAUGGAGAGCUGGUGCAUGUUAAGAUACCUGCAGGCAAGCGAUGUGGCUUUGUUCAAUUUUCAGACAGAAGCUGCGCCGAUGAAGCUUUGCGCAUGUUAAAUGGAACCCAAAUUGGUGGGCAAACCAUUAGACUUUCAUGGGGCCGUAGUCCUUCUAACAAACAGCCUCAGGCUGACCCUAAUCAGUGGAAUGGUGGAGGAGGAUAUUAUGGGUAUGGACAAGGAUAUGAAAACUAUAGCUAUGCUCCAGCUGCCCAAGACCCUAACAUGUUCUACAGUGGCUAUGGUGGGUAUGGGAACUACCAACAACCAGGACCGCAGCAGCCAUCGCAGCAACAAGGAGGAGGGUAUAUGUAGAUGACAAGUUUGCUUGUUGUUCCCCCCACCACCUCCCCACCUCAGAACGUGACCCCAAACUUCUGCUUGUCAUUUGUAGAAGAUUUUGAAGAUGUUUACUCUCAUCUAUUCUGUAUGACUCCGUUGACAUGAUGUCACUUGUGUGCUUGUAUUUGGCGUUAGAGGUUUUGCGUCUUGCGUUAUUUGUUUCUUCAUAAUCUAUCAUGGGUAGCCAGCCGCUGAAUGAUCUUUCUUAUUGUAAUUCUCGUAAAUUCUUGCUUAAAUUGCUGUACGUGGUUGCAGUACAACCUGAACCUACUAUUUAUGUUCCUGCUGGACUAGCCCAUCUGACUUAUAUUCUGGCUUUAUUGACACUUUUUUAUGGUAUUUAAGUGGCUUGAACUCU
Molecule: messenger RNA, 1730 nt
Organism: Cucurbita maxima (winter squash)
Lineage: Eukaryota; Viridiplantae; Streptophyta; Magnoliopsida; Cucurbitales; Cucurbitaceae
Product: polyadenylate-binding protein RBP45-like
Exons: 6
Coding region: 128-1345 (405 amino acids)
Cellular component (GO): cytosol
Molecular function (GO): mRNA binding
Source: RefSeq, a predicted model, not a curated record